AGUACUGUGUGUUGUUGCUGUUGCGUGAUACAGGCUGCAAUCAUAACCCACACAGGAUGUUCUCAGUCAUGGUUGCAGUAGAGGAACAACCCACUAUGUGUGAAACAUAUUUACCGUUCAGCACUACCUGACAUGACAUUACAAAGCAUCUCGUGUCAUGAGAGGACAGAAGUGCCAGAUUUGGGUGAGAGAAGAUAAGAAGUCAUGUCCGCUCAAAGUGCAAAGAAAAAAAGAUUUGGUUCACGUCGCCGAGCAGCAAACCAAAAUGAAAUAUCUAGGGGUGAUGAGUUCCACACAACGGACAGUACCUUUGUAGCUCAAUACCACAUACCAGAAGAAAAUACUGAGUCAUUAAAUGAAGUUGCUAGUCCUGACAAUUCACAGUCUGAAACACAACCCCUACCUUCACCUGAACUCUCAGGGAACAGGAGAAAACUGGGAUCUAGUCGAAGAAAUAAAAGACAGCAUGUUAAGGACUCGGAGACUGAAUCGCACCACAACCCCAGAGAGGAAGUAGAGGAAAAGACCAGGGGAGAGGAAACCACUGAAACGAAACAAAUGUCACUUGUAAUACAACAUAAGAGGCAGGAAGAGUUAAGUCAGGGCGCUGUGGAUAAUAUGUCUGCAACGCAUGACGAGUCUUUGUAUUCAGCCGUUACACCUCAUCAUCCUUCUGAGGUUCAAAACUCUUCAAUAAACUAUGCAGAGGCUGACCUGGAAAGUUUAAUUCCCAAAAGUGAAAAUCUGCAAGUAGACCAAGAUGAAAAUGAGACCAACUCUAGGGUGGUUUCUGACUCUUGUAAAUUAGUGGAAUAUAUGCAGGAAGGAAAUGACAAAUCUGACACUCUUCACAGUGAGGACGUCAAAGAAAGUGAACAUCUUCUUGGCAUUUCUGAGUUAAGUAGUUUAAGUGUACUUUCAUGCCCAACAGUAGAUCCUCAGCUGAUUGACCAAUUAAAUUCCAGGGAAAUGCCAGAAGAAAAAUUUCCAAAUAUGUAUUCUACAACAGAAAAAGACAGCAAUGAAAGAGACGACAACACAGAAUUGUUAAAGCAGCAUGGAAACUUACAGGGCAACUUCUUAGUGAGUGAGUCACAUGUGGAAUCAGUUGCUAUGCAGUUUUCUACCACACCAGUGAUAACCACAGAAAAAAUGAGCUCAAGAGAAAACACUGACACUGAAUGCCGUGUUUGGCAAGCAGCAAUUUCAACAGCAGAAGAGGUGUUACAUACAGAUGAGGAACAAAAUGAGCAUUUCAACUUAUCUGAAGUCAGAGGUGAUCAUCAGUCAGAAGAUGCUGAAAACAAAGUUCAUGAACAAAAGAUUAAGCCAACAGAAAUACAUGAAAUCACAUCUGAAAUGUUGAUACAUGAUGCCACAGAAAAUCCUGAAAUCAUUUCUGAAAACCUUACAGACCAAACUGACAUGAGUGGCACACAGCAGCCUGAGUUUGUUGUGAAAAUCACAGAUGAUUGUCUCACCAGUAAUGAAAUUUCAAGUUCUGACAGCAAACAGGAUGAGCAUCAUACAGAUGAAAGCAACGCUGAGGCUUUAGAGGAGAAAAAUGAGGAUUAUCAUGUAUAUCAUACCAAGAAACCACCAAUCAGCGACAUAGAAAGAGUAGACACUGUACUUGGUCAGGUAUAUGAGAUGGAAGGCCAAGUAGAGGAUGAUAUAAAACCCAGUGUUGAACAAACAGGUCAUCAGGAGAAGGAUAGACUUUUCUAUGAAAUGGAGGAGAGUGAGUCCCCCUUACGAACCCUGAAAUCAGAAAUAAAUUCUCCUUUUGAUUCCGAACAUCAGCAAGAUGACACAGGCUUCAACCCCCUUGGGAACAGAAGAAAACUGGGGUCUAGUCGUAGAAAUAAAGGACGACAACAUGUCAAGGACCCUGAUGCUGAAUCAUACCACCAAGCUGCAGAGGAUGUUGUUGGAAAUACCAGGGAUAAUGAACCCCUUGAAACAACAGAAAUGUCACUGACAAUAAAAACAGCAAUGCAGGGAAAAACAAAUGAAACCAUGCUGGAAGGAAUCGACAAAUUUGACACUGCUGAGACUGAAGAUGUUGGUGAUCAAGUUAAAGAAAAUGCACUUUGCACUGAUAUACAUUCAAGUUCAACAGUAGAUCAACAAACAAUCGACCAAUCAAACAUCAGGAAGCUACCAGAUGAGGAGCUUCCCAGUUCGUGUUCUGUAACUGAAAGAGACGAGAACACGGAACUGCUUGAGCAGUGGGGAAUUUUGCAGUCCAACGAUUUGGUGAGUGAGGGUGUAGAGUCGUCUAUCGCAUCAGAGAUAACCACAGAUAAUCAUGACCCCAAAGAGCACACAGAGCCUGAAUGUAGUGUUGAACAAGCACUAUUUUCAUUGCCAAUAGAAAGGUUGCCAACAAAUGAGGAACAAAAUGAGCAUUUCAACUUGUCUGAAGUCAGAGGUGAUCAUCAGUCAGAGGAUGCUGAAAGUAAAGUGCAUGAACAGGAAAUUAAGCCAACAGAAAUGCCUCAAACUGAACAUUCAUCUGAAAUGUUGAUACAUGAUGCCACAGAGAAUCCUGAAAUCACCUCUGGAAACCUGACAGACCAAACUGAAGUCAGUGAUACACACCAAUCUGAUUUGAUACUGAAAAGUGUUAAUGCUUCUCCUACCAAUCAGGAAAUUUCAAAUCCUGAUGACAAAGAGGAUGAGCAUCAUACAGAAGAAAGCAAUGUUGAGCCUUUAGAGCAGAAAAAUGAGGAUUAUCAUGUUUAUGAUACCAAGAAAGCACCAAUCAGCGACAUAGAAAGAGCAGACACUGCACUAGGUCAGGUGUCUGAGGUGGAAGGCCAAGUAGAGGAUGAUGUAAAACCUAGUGAUGAACAAACAGAUCAUCAGGAGAAGGAAGGACUCUUUUCCGAAAUUGAGGAGAGUGAAUCUUCUUUACAAACCCUGCAAUCAGAAGUAAAUUCUCCUUUUGAUUCCCAACAUCAUACCAGGGAUAAUGAACCCCUGGAAACAACAGAAAUGUCAUUAACAACAGAGACAGCAGUGCAGGAAAAAACAAAUGAAACCAUGCUGGAAGGAACUGACAAAUUCAACACUGCUGAGACUGAAGAUGUUAGUGAUCAAGUUAAAGAAAAUGAACAUGGUGGCACACAUAUUGGCACUGAUGUACCUUUAAGUUCAACGGUAGAUCAACAGACGAUCGACCAAUCAAACAUCAGGGAAAUGCCAGAUGAUGAACUAACUAAUGUGUGUUCUGUAACUGAAAGAAAGGAAAGAGAUGAGAACACGGAACUGCUUAAGCAGUGGGGAAUUUUGCAGUCCAACGAUUUGAUGAGUGAGGAUGUAGAGUCGUCUAUCACAUCAGAGAUAACCACAGAUAAACAUGACCCCAGAGAGCAUACAGAGCCUGAAUACAGUGUUGAACAAGCAAUAUUUUCAUUGCCAAAAGAAGAGUCGCCCACAAAUGAGGAACAAAAUGAGCAUUUCAACUUGUCUGAAGUCAGUGGUGAUCAUCAGUCAGAGGAUGCUGAAAGUAAAGUGCAUGAGCAGGAGAUUAAGCCAACAGAAAUGCUUCAAACUGAACACUCAUCUGAAAUGUUGAUACAUGAUGCCACAGAGAAUCCUGAAAUCACUUCUGAAAACCUGACAGACCAAACUGAAGUCAGUGAUACACACCAAUCUGAGUGGGUUGCAAAAAGUGCUAAUGAUUCUCCUCUAAAGCAGGAUAUUUCAAAUCCUGACAACCAACAGGAUGAGCAUCUUACAAAAGAAAGCAACUUUGAGGUGUUAGAGCAGAAAAAGGAGGAUAAUCAUGCUUAUGAUAUCAAGACACCACCGAUCAGCAGCAUAGAAAGAGUAGAUACUGCACUCAGUCAGGUGUAUGAGAUGGAAGGCCAAUUAGAGGAUGAUAUAAAACCCAGUGAUGAACAAACAGGUCAUCAGAAGAAGGGAGGACUCUUUUCUGAAAUGGAGGAGAGUGAAUCCUCUUUACAAACCCUACAAUCAGGUACAAAUGCUCGUUUUGAUUCCCAACAUCAGCAAAGCGACACAGGUUUCAACCCCCUUGGGAACAGAAGAAAACUGGGGUCCAGCCGCAGAAAUAGAGGAAGACGUCAUGUCAAGGACUCUGAUGCUGAAUCACCCCACACACCUACAGAGGAUGUUGUUGGAAAUACCAGGGAUAAUGAACCCUUGGAAACAACAGAAAUGUCACUGACAAUAGAAACAGCAAUGCAGGGAGAAACAAAUGAAACCAUGCUGGAAGGAAUCGACAAAUUUGACACUGCUGAGACUGAAGAUGUUAGUGAUCAAGUUAAAGAAAAUAAACUUGUUGGCACUGAUUUACUUUCAAGUUCAACAGUAGAUCAACAGACAAUCGACCAAUCAAACAUCAGGAAGAUACCAGAUGAGGAGCUUCCCAGUUCGUGUUCUGUAACUGAAAGUAAGGAAAGAGACGAGAACACGGAACUGCUUAAGCAGUGGGGAAUUUUGCAGUCCAACGAUUUGGUGAGUGAGGGUGUAGAGUCGUCUGUCGCAUCAGAGAUAACCACAGAUAAACAUGACCCCAAAGAGCACACAGAGCCUGAAUGUGGUGUUGAACAAGCACUAUUUUCAUUGCCAAAAGAAGAGUUGCCAACAAAUGAGGAACAAAAUGAGCAUUUCAACUUGUCUGAAGUCAGUGGUGAUCAUCAAUCACAGGAUGCUGAAAGUAAAGUGCAUGAACAGGAAAUUAAGCCAACAGAAAUGCCUCAAACUGAACAUUCAUCUGAAAUGUUGAUACAUGAUGCCACAGAGAAUCCUGAAAUCACCUCUGGAAACCUGAUAGACCAAACUGAAGUCAGUGAUACACACCAAUCUGAUUUGAUACUGAAAAGUGUUAAUGCUUCUCCUACCAAUCAGGAAAUUUCAAAUCCUGAUGACAAAGAGGAUGAGCAUCAUACAGAAGAAAGCAAUGUUGAGCCUUUAGAGCAGAAAAAUGAGGAUUAUCAUGUUUAUGAUACCAAGAAAGCACCAAUCAGCGACAUAGAAAGAGCAGACACUGCACUAGGUCAGGUGUCUGAGGUGGAAGGCCAAGUAGAGGAUGAUGUAAAACCUAGUGAUGAACAAACAGAUCAUCAGGAGAAGGAAGGACUCUUUUCCGAAAUUGAGGAGAGUGAAUCUUCUUUACAAACCCUGCAAUCAGAAGUAAAUUCUCCUUUUGAUUCCCAGCAUCAGCAAGAUGACACAGGCUUCAACCCCCUUGGGAACAGAAGAAAACUGGGGUCCAGCCGCAGAAAUAGAGGAAGACGUCAUGUCAAGGACCCUGAUGCUGAAUCAUACCAUGAACCUACAGAGGAUGUUGUUGGAAAUACCAGAGAUAAUGAACCCCUGGAAACAACAGAAAUGUCAUUAACAACAGAGACAGCAAUGCAGGAAAAAACAAGUGAAACCAUGCUGGAAGGAAUCGACAAAUUUGACACUACUGAUGCUGAAGAUGUUAGUGAUCAGGUUAAAGAAAAGGAACAUGUUGUCACACUUGUUGGCACUGAUUUACAUUCAAGUUCAACAGUAGAUCAACAGACAAUCGACCAAUCAAACAUCAGGGAGAUGCCAGAUGAGGAGCUUCCCAGUUCGUGUUCUGUAACAGAAAAGGAAAUGGACGAGGACACAGAGCUGCUCGGGCAGUCAGGAAUUUUGCAGUCCAACAAUUUGGUGAGUGAGGAUGUAGAGUCGUCUAUCACAUCAGAGAUAACCACAGAUAAACAUGACCCCAGAGAGCACACAGAGCCUGAAUACAGUGUUGAACAAGCAAUAUUUUCAUUGCUAAAAGAAGAGUUGCCCACAAAUGAGGAACAAAAUGAGCAUUUCAACUUGUCUGAAGUCAGUGGUGAUCAUCAAUCACAGGAUGCUGAAAGUAAAGUGCAUGAGCAGGAGAUUGAGCCAACAGAAAUGCCUCAAACUGAAUACUCAUCUGAAAUGUUGAUACAUGAUGCCAUAGAGAAUCCUGAAAUCAUUUCUGAAAACCUGACAGACCAAACCGAAGUCAGUGAUGCACAUCAAUCUGAGUUGAGUGUAAACAGUGCUGAUGAUUCUCCCUUCAAGCAGGAAAUUUUAGAUCCUAAUGACAAAGAGGAUGAGCAUCAUACAGAAGAAAGCAACUUUGAGACUUCAGAGCAGAAACAUGAAGAAUAUAAUGUUUAUGAUACCAAGACACCACCGAUCAGCAACAUAGAAAGAGUAGACACUGUACUUGGUCAGGUAUAUGAGAUGGGAUGCAGAGUAGAGGAUGAUAUAAAAUCUAGUGAUGAACAAACAGGUCAUCAGGAGAAGGAAGCAGUCUUCUCUGAAAUGGAGGCGAGUGAAUCCUCUUUACAAACCCUGCAAUCAGAAAUAAAUUCUCCUUUUGACUCUCAACAUCAGCAAAAUGAAACAGGCCUCAACCCCCUUGGGAACAGAAAAAAACUGGGGUCUAGCCGAAGAAAUAAAGGUAGACGUCAUGUCAAGGACUCUCAUACUGAAUCACACCACACACCUUCAGAGGAUGUUGUUGGAAAUACCAGGGAUAAUGAACCCCUUGAAACAACAGAAAUGUCAUUAACAACAGAGACAGCAAUGCAGGGAAAAACAAAUGAAACCAUGCUGGAAGGAAUCGACAAAUUUGACACUGCUGAGACUGAAGAUGUUGGUGAUCAGGUUAAAGAAAAUGCACUUGGCACUGAUAUACAUUCAAGUUCAACAGAAGAUCAACAGACAAUCGACCAAUUAAUUUUCAGGGAGAUGCCAGAUAAAGAACUUCCUGAUGUGCGCUCUGUGCCAGAAAAGGAAAGCAAGGAUAGAGACGAGGACACAGAAUUGUUGAGGCAUGAUGGAAAUUUACAGACCAACCGUUUAGUGAGUGAAUUACAUGAGAAUUCAGCAGAUUUAGAGUCCUCUAUCACAUCAGAGAUAACCACAGAUAAACACAACCCCAGAGAGCAUACAGAGCCUGAAGUCAGAGGUGAUCAUCAGUCAGAGAAUGCUGUGAAUAUAGUGGAUGGACAGGAGGUAAAGCAAACACAAAUGCUAGAAAUGCCUCAAAUUGAACAGUCAUCUGAAAGGUUGAUACAUGAUACCACAGAGAAUCUUAAAAUCACCUCUGGAGACCUUACAGACCAAACUGAAGUCAGUGAUACACACCAAUCUGAGUUAAUUAUGAGAAGUGCCAAUGAUUCUUCUACCAAUCAGGAAAUUUUAAAUCCUGAUGAGAAACAGGAUGAGCAUCAUACAAAAGAAAGCAAUACUGAGGCUUUAGAGCAGAUAAAUGAAGAUUAUCAUGUUUAUGAUACCAAGACACCACCGAUCAGCGACGUAGAGAGAGUAGACACUGCAUUCGGUCAGGUGUAUGAGAUGGAAGGCCAAUUAGAGGAUGAUAUGAAACCCAGUGUUGAACAAACAGGUCAUCAGGAAAGGGAAGGAGUCUUCUCUGAAAUGGAGGAGAGUGAAUCCUCUUUACAAACCCAGCAAUCAGAUAUAAAUGCUCGUUUUGACUCCCAACAUCAGCAAAAUGACACAGGCUUCAACCCCCUUGGAAACAGAAGAAAACUGGGGUCUAGCCGCAGAAAUAGAGGAAGACGUCAUGUCAAGGACCCUGAUGCUGAAUCAUACCAUGAACCUACAGAGGAUGUUGUUGGAAAUACCAGGCAUAAUGAACCCCUUGAAAAAACAGAAAUGUCACUAACAAUAGAGACAGCAGUGCAGGAAAAAACAAAUGAAACCAUGCUGGAAGGAAUCGACAAAUUUGACACUACUGAGGCUGAAGAUGUUAGUGAUCAAGUUAAAGAAAAUGAUCAUGUUGUCACACUUGUUGGCACUGAUUUACAUUCAAGCUCAACAGUAGAUCAACAGACGAUCGACCAAUCAAAUGUCAGGGAGAUACCAGAUGAAGAACUUCCCAGUUCGUGUUCUGUUACAGAAAAAGAAAGCAAGGAAACAGACAAGGACACAGAGCUGCUCAAGCAGUCGGGAAUUUUACAGACCAACUAUUUACUGGGUGAACCACAUGUGAAAUCAAGAGCUUUAGAGUCCUCUAUCACAUCAGAGAUAACCACAGAUAACCUCAGCUCCAGAGAGCAUACAGAGCCUGAAGUAAGAGGUGAUCCUCAGUCAGAGGAUGCUGAAAGUCACAUGCAUGAACAGGAGAUUAAGCCAGCAGAAAUACAUGAAAUCAUGUCCGAAAUGUUGAUACAUGAUGCCACAGAAAAUCCUGAAAACCUUACAGACCAAACUGACAUGAGUGGCACACAGCAGUCUGAGUUCAUUGUGAAAAUCACCAAUGAUUUUCUCACCAGUAAUGAAAUUUCAAGUUCUGAUGACAAACAGGAUGAGCAUCAUAUGAAAGAAAGCAACGCUGAGGCUUUAGAGCAGAAAAAUGAGGAUUAUCAUGUUUAUGAUACCAAGAAAGCAACAAUCAGCGACAUAGAAAGAGUAGACACUGCACUAGGUCAGGUGUCUGAGGUGGAAGGCCAAGUAGAGGAUGAUGUAAAACCUAGUGAUGAACAAACAGAUCAUCAGGAGAAGGAAGGACUCUUUGAUAAAAUGGAGGAGAGUGAAUCCUCUUUACAAACCCUGCAAUCAGAAACAAAUGUUCCUUUUGAUUCCCAACAUCAGCAAAGCGACACAGGCUUCAACCCCCUUGGGAACAGAAGAAAACUGGGGUCUAGUCGCAGAAAUAGAGGAAGACGUCAUGUCAAGGACCCUGAUGCUGAAUCACACCAUACACCUACAGAGGAUGUUGUUGGAAAUACCAGAGAUAAUGAACCCCUGGAAACAACAGAAAUGUCACUGACAAUAGAAACAGCAAUGCAGGGAGAAACAAAUGAAACCAUGCUGGAAGGAACUGACAAAUUCAGUACUGCUGAGACUGAAGAUGUUAGUGAUCAAGUUAAAGAAAAUGAACAUGGUGGCACACUUGUUAGCACUGAUUUACAUUCAAGUUCAACAGUAGAUCAACAGACAAUCGACCAAUCAAACAGGGAGAUGCCAGAUGAGGAGCUUCCCAGUUCGUGUUCUGUUACAGACAAAGAAAGCAAGGAAACAGACGAGGACACAGAGCUGCUCAAGCAGUCGGGAAUUUUACAGUCCAACGAUUUAGUGAGUGAACCACAUGUGAAAUCAAGAGCUUUAGAGUCCUCUAUCACAUCAGAGAUAACCACAGAUAAACAUGACUCCAGAGAGCAUACAGAGCCUGAAGUCAGUGAUCAUCAGUCAGAGGAUGCUGAAAGUAAAGUGCAUGAACAGGAGAUUAAGCCAACAGAAAUGCCUCAAACUGAACACUCAUCUGAAAGGUUGAUACAUGGUGCCACAGAGAAUCCUGAAAUCACUUCUGGAAACCUGAUAGACCAUACUGAAGUUAGUGAUACACACCAAUCUGAGUGGGUUGUUAAAAGUACUUAUGAUUCUCCUUUCAAGCAGGACAUUUCAAAUCCUAAUGACACAGAAAGAGUAGACACUGCAUUAGGUCAUAUGUAUGAGAUGGAAGACAGAGUAGAGGAUGAUAUAAAACCCAGUGUUAAACAAACAGAUCAUCAGGAAAAGCAAGGAGUCUUCUCUGAAAUGGAGGAGAGUGAAUCCGCUUUACAAACCCAGCAAUCAGAAGUAAAUGCUCCUUUUGACUCCCAACAUCAGCAAAGCGACACAGGCUUCAACCCCCUUGGGAACAGAAGAAAACUGGGGUCUAGUCGCAGAAAUAGGGGAAGACGUCAUGUCAAGGACUCUGAUGCUGAAUCACACCAUACACCUACAGAGGAUGUUGUUGGAAAUACCAGGGAUAAUGAACCCUUGGAAACAUCAUUAACAAUAGAGACAGCAGUGCAGGAAAAAACAAAUGAAACCAUGCUGGAAGGAAUCGACAAAUUUGACACUGCUGAGACUGAAGAUGUUAGUGAUCAAGUUAAAGACAAUGAACAUGUUGUCACACUUGUUGGCACCGAUGUACAUUCAAGUUCAACAGUAGAUCAACAGACAAUGGGCCAAUUAAAUUUCAGGGAGAUGCCAGAUAAAGAACUUCCCAAUGUGUGUUCUGCACCAGAAAUAGAAAGCAAGGACAGAGACGAGGACACAGGAUUGUUAAGGCAGGAUGGAAAUUUACAGACCAACUUCUUGGUGAGUGAAUCACGUGUGGAAUCAGCAGAUUUAGAGUCCUCUAUCACACCGGAGAUAACCACAGAUAAACACAGCCAGAGAAAACAUACUGAAAUUGAAUGCAUUGUUGAGCAAGCAGUCUUUUCAUCAUCAAAAGAUGAUUUGUCUACAGAUGAGGAACAUAAAGAGCCAAAAGUCAGAGGAGCUCAUCAUUUACAGGAUGCUGUAAAUGAAGAGGAGGUCAAGUCAACACAAGUGCAAGAAAUGCAUCAAAUUGAUAACUCCUCAGUUAUGGAGAUUGAAUCUUCUUUACAAACACUGCAAUCAGAAAUGAAUACUCCUUUGGACUCCCAUCCUCUGGACAAUUCUCAGAGUAUCAAAGAGCAAACUCACACAGGCUUCAGUUCCACAGGGAAUAGAAGGAAAUUGGGGUCAAGCCGAAGAAAUAAAGGACGACUGCACGUCGAGGACACGACAAAAAUAUCUUUGGUAACGGAGACAACGAGGCAGGAAGAAUUAAAAGAGCAAACCGGCCUAGACUUCAAAUCCGCUGGGGAAAUGAGAAAAAUUAGAUCGGCUGUAAAUGAUGGAGAAAACACAGACAAGAUCUUUGCAGAAGACACACUUUUGUCACAGAAUGUGAUGGACAACAGUACAAACUUGACAACAGACAUUGCUUCAAGCUCAGGCAAACAUGAUGUAGUCAAAUCCAAUAAGGAAGUCAGUGAUGAGGAAAAUAAGCUCAUGAAAGAGUCUGAUCAUUUAAAUCAGCUUACAGGAUGUGACACAGUUAAAACGGACUUGAUACAAUCACCAGAAGUCUCAGUUUGGAAAGACGAUGCAGACAUACAGAGUAUCUCUUAUCAUGAUGACAGUGUAACAGCCAGGUUAAUUGCUUCAGAUGCUCUUGAGCAAGAAGAAGCCUUUCAUGUCCAAAACACGGAAGCUUUACCCAGUGACAAAGAAAUUAGUAUGCAAAAGACAAAUGAUACAUUAGAAACUGUGAGAGAUGUCAUAAUAAAAGACUUAAGUACAGGAGAGGAGGGUGCAAUGUAUGUACAAGGUUCUGGACAGGAUGAAGAUGGAGAACAAUUUGAAGAUUCUAUGAAGAAAGAUCACAAAGACAGAGAAAUUAAUGUUGAACUGUUUUCUGCUGAACACAGCAAAACUGAUACCCCAUCUGACAUUGGUCUUGAGGAAAAGUUAAGAGCAGAGCCAGCUGUGGAUGUGUCUGAGGAAAGUGGAAUUUCCAGCAAACAAGAAAAAACUCAUUUAGACGGCAGUGAAACUUUGCAAGUAGAACCCAAACAGAGGAGGAGAAAGAUGGGCUCUACUCGCCGGAGUCAACUCAAUAGAAAACCAGAGGAAAAGAGAACAGAAACAAUAGAUAGUGACUUUAACACAGAGGCUGACAUGAAAAAUCUUGACAAGAGGGGAGUAGUGGAGGAGUUACCAGUGACUGUAGCUGCAGAGGUGUCACCCAGUGAAAAAGCAAAACCAUCACUGAGUCCUGCCUCCCACAAUGAAGAAGCUGUUGAUCCUGUUAAGUUUGUUCAGGUAGCUGAUGUGAGGGAGAGGGAGAGAAAUGUAGAUGUUAGUGUGGAGCCAUCACAGAUAGAUGAUUUUACAGCCAUUGAGGUGGAUAUAGCAUCUGUGCUUGCUGGAGAUAACUCAAUAAAUCCAUUGCUCUCUGCUAAUACUGAAGACACUACAGAGGAGAGUUUUGUGUCUUUAUGUGAGACCACACAGAGUGCACAAAAUGAUGAGGAUAGGCCAGAGAGUGUAAGCGUUACAAAUAACCAAGCUCUGAAAUCAGCAGAGCAGUCUGAUGUGGCAGUUUUGGAUAUUGUGAAAUCUGAAGUCAGAGGAGGAACUGGAGAGGAGCAUUUGAGUGCCCAGGCUAGUGAAGAAGAGCCAGACAACAUGAAUGAAGGAGCUCACAAUAAAAAUCCCGAGGGGAAGAACAGGAGAAGAAAGUUGGGCUCCUCCAGAAGGAAUCUCCCAUUGCGAACCAAGCGGGAAGACUUGCAUCAAAAGCAGGAAGUGGAUGAUGAGGCAACAGAGGCUGCAACUAAUGUGGGAGAUGUAAAGACUGAAAGUUUGUCAGGCAUCAUUGAAGAUGAGGAGCAGCUUCACGUGGCAGACAAAGACAUUGGCUCUAAAGAAAGGAAAGAAACAGUGUUUGAAACAGAGGAGCAUGGCCACACUGGUGAGUCUCAAGAAAAUCCUGUUUCUGGUGGCCAACUAGUGGAAACAGAGCAUCAGCCAACUCCAAAUGAUCCCUCUGCCAUACCUUCCUCUUCACCCAAACAAGAUUCAGUGUCAGAAUUGACAUCUAGUGGGAAAAGAAGAAAAAUGGGAUCUCACCGGAAGUCACAUGGACACCAAAACAAUGAAAACCAAACUGCAGGAGGGGACAGAAUAACAGAUACACAAAAUGGGCAAGAUGUCAGAGGUACCCGGGAUCAAAGUGCCAUCAAGACAACUGAAGAGCUGAGAGAAAAGUCCUUGGGCCUGGGUAAAAUACCAGAGGUUGAUGAAAGUGACAAGACACCAUCAUCUAACAUCAGCACCUCAAAGGAAGGAGAGCACUCGAGGCCUGUGAGUGACAAGACGCCUCAACCAGUGACUCCAAUUCAACACCGUUCUGCUGAUAUCUGCCUGGGUCAAGAGAGUCAGACGAAGUUCUCUCUGGCAGGUAAUGCCAGAGCAGCAGAUCUUAGAUCUAACGCUUACAAUGUGAUGAUGAUUGGAGACAGCAGUGUGGGCAAAACCUCCUUCAUAAAAAGAGCUCAAAGUGGAAAGUUUUCGUUAGAUUUACCCGCCUCUGUUGGUCUGGAUUCCUGCAUGUGGACUGUGGUAGUGGAAGGAAAACCUGUGGUCCUGCAGUUGUGGGAUACUGCCGGUCAAGAAAGGUUUCACAGCAUCACAAGACAGAUUUUCCACAAAGCCCAGGCAUUUCUCCUGAUGUAUGACAUCACUUGCUCUCAGAGUUUUUCUGCAGUCAGCUACUGGGCAAGCUGUAUUCAGGAAGGUGCUGCAGAGGACGUGAUGGUUUUACUUGUUGGGAAUAAGAGUGAUUGUGCAAAGCGGCAGGUAAAAACUCAGGAGGCGGAAAGUCUCGCUAAGGAAUACAACUUUGAAUUCAUGGAGUGCAGCGCUGCCACAGGUGAAAAUGUGGUUCAGUCUUUGGAGACUGUAGCCAGGAUGUUGAGUCAAAGAGAUGACACAAGAGAGGAGGCCAUGGUGUUACACAAAGAGCCCCAAAAGAAAAAAUCAUCAGGAUGUUGCUGAACGAGACAUGUGUCUGAAAAGUUGGUGAAGAAAUCCUGCUCACAGUGGACACACUGAACUGGCUGAACUGGCUUUUCAAAGAUGAAAACUGGUACUCCGACCAUCUGUGUUCUUAAUAGUUUUUAUCAUAAACUAUAUUCAUUUACACAAAAGUAUACAAGUUGAAUUUCCUUUUCACACUUACCUUCAGAUGUUUUAUUAUUCUACCAAGCCUUAUCUUGACAAUCUAGAGAACUGUUUAAAGGGACAGUAACCCCCAAAUCAAAAAUAGGUAAAGUAUACUGUUCCACUUUUGGAAAUGGAGCAUUUUCAGAUGAGAGAGGAAGCCACAGAGGUUUUCGAUUUGAUGUACGCUCACUCUACAUACCAUACUGUAGAGCUGAUGCAUGCUUUUUUCACUGACCAGUUUUAAGUGAUCAGAGGAAUAAUUAUCACAAAUGGCUAAUGGAUUUCUUUUUAAUCAUUUUGUGUGUUUUAUCUUUUCUUCUUCCUCUCUGCAAUAAUGAAGCUUCACUCUACUGGUGCAAUCCAAAUGAUCACAUCAAGUCAAUAUUUGUACAGUCUUGUUACAGAUGGAGGUAUUUUCAUUUCAGGAUUCAUUAACCAAUCUCUUAAGCCUGCAGAAAAGUUUCUCAGGUACUCAGCUGAAAAAAAGAAGCACCCACAAAGAGUAUCCUUAAUAUUGUACAGCUAUUAAGUACUUGUUCUAUCAUGUCUAUACUUAAAGGAACUUUAUAAUGUUACUUUUAUCAUACAAAUGUUUAUUAAAUGUUGCUUUAAAUUACACUGCUGCUAAAUCUUAACAAGCAAAUUACCACUUGGAAGUUACAAAACAUGGUAUCAAAGUGCUAUUAUCAGGUUUUUUUUAUAUAAUAAGUCUUUGUAGAAUAUUUCGGUGUUUACAAGCAACUUGUGCAAUACGCCUGUGAACAAGAGCAUCCUUUCUUCGUUGUAGCUGUUAAGUUCAGUGUUAUUCUGUUAUUACAUUAACUUAUGAUUUUGUACAUUUACUAUCUGUUCUAAAUGAACGGCGUUGGCACCACUGCAGUCAUCACACAGCUGCCAGAUAAUCAUAAAUACAUUUCAUGCCUCUAUAAUUAAAGACAGAGGUAGUAAAAUAAAUAACUAUACGUGUAAAUUAUCUCUGUGUAUUUCUGUAUGACUGGUGUGGUUAAAUACCUUUAAUCAGAUUGUUUUAAUGUUUUGCCUCACGCUUAAUAAACCUCCAGAAUGGC
This is a messenger RNA of Epinephelus moara (kelp grouper), 14609 nucleotides long. RefSeq names its product titin homolog. Gene Ontology annotation, molecular function: GTP binding; GTPase activity. NCBI's taxonomy places the organism in Eukaryota, Metazoa, Chordata, Actinopteri, Perciformes, Serranidae. The record is from RefSeq and is a predicted model, not a curated record. The transcript is spliced from 10 exons. Bases 205 to 13374 code for a protein of 4389 amino acids.